Messenger RNA from Dipodomys ordii (Ord's kangaroo rat), 1265 nucleotides. RefSeq names its product lysophosphatidylcholine acyltransferase 4 (gene Lpcat4). The record is from RefSeq and is a predicted model, not a curated record. NCBI's taxonomy places the organism in Eukaryota, Metazoa, Chordata, Mammalia, Rodentia, Heteromyidae. Gene Ontology annotation, molecular function: 1-acylglycerophosphocholine O-acyltransferase activity. Gene Ontology annotation, cellular component: endoplasmic reticulum. Bases 1 to 1017 code for a protein of 338 amino acids. Gene Ontology annotation, biological process: phosphatidylcholine acyl-chain remodeling. The transcript has 11 exons.
AUGUGCCUGAAACUCGAGACCAUUCAGACCUCAGUUCUGUUCUUUCCUGAAGGCACUUGUUCCAACAAGAAGGCUUUGCUUAAGUUCAAACCAGGGGCCUUCAUCGCAGGGGUGCCUGUGCAGCCUGUCCUCAUCCGUUACCCCAACAGUGUGGACACUACCAGCUGGGCAUGGAGAGGCCCCGGAGUACUCAAAGUCCUCUGGCUCACAGCAGCCCAGCCCUGCAGCUUCGUGGAUGUGGAGUUCCUCCCCGUGUACCAGCCCAGCCCCGAAGAGAGCAGAGACCCCACCCUGUAUGCCAACAAUGUCCAGAGGGUCAUGGCACAAGCUCUGGGCAUUCCAGCCACUGAAUGUGAGUUUGUAGGGAGCUUGCCUGUGGUUGUGGUAGGUCGGCUGAAGGUAGCAUUGGAGCCACAGCUCUGGGAACUGGGCAAGGUGCUUCGGAAGGCUGGGCUGUCCCCUGGCUGUGUGGAUGCGGGAGCAGAGCCGGGCAGGAGCCGGAUGAUCAGCCAGGGGGAGUUCGCCAGGCAGCUGCAGCUCUCGGACCCCCAGACAGUGGCUGGUGCCUUCAGCUACUUCCAGCAGGAUGCCAAGGGUUUGGUGGACUUCCGAAAUGUGGCUUUGGCACUAGCGGCUCUGGACGGUGGCAGGAGCCUGGAGGAGCUGACUCGUCUGGCCUUCGAGCUGUUUGCUGAGGAGCAGGCAGAGGGAUCCGGUCGCCUGCUGUGUAAAGACGGCUUCAGCACCAUCCUGCACCUGCUGUUGGGCUCACCCCACCCUGCUGCUGCGAUGCUGCAUGCUGAGCUCUGCCGGCCAGGACCCGGCCGUGGCCUCUCCCUCUAUGAGUUCCAGAAGUUUUCCCUUCACGACCCUCUCUAUGGGAAGCUCUUCAGUACCUACCUGCGCCCCCCCCACAAGCCUCACAGCAUCUCCCAGAUACCAAACACCUCGACCCCGGGCAGCCCCACGGCGCUGGCCAACAGGACUCUGCAAGCACCCAAGCCCAAGGGCGACUGAUCGCCUGGGCCUCCCCCCUGCGCCCCGGCCUUCCCUCCCCCACCACGUGCCUGGGCCUGCCCCGUGUGCCCAUGCCUCCUGCCCACCCCACUCUCGCGUGCGCACCUGGGCCUCUCGCGCCUCCUCCCUCAGCUCAGAUCCAGCCCCGCACUCAGGACAGCGCUGGGGACCGCCCUACGCCUCAGUCCCAUCUCUGCUCUGGUUUGCUUUUUGUUAUCAAUGUUUAUUUUAAGUUGGUUUUAAUUUUU